This is a messenger RNA of Sesamum indicum (sesame), 1472 nucleotides long. RefSeq names its product mitogen-activated protein kinase kinase SIPKK. The record is from RefSeq and is a predicted model, not a curated record. Gene Ontology annotation, molecular function: MAP kinase kinase activity; ATP binding. Gene Ontology annotation, biological process: protein phosphorylation; MAPK cascade. Lineage: Eukaryota; Viridiplantae; Streptophyta; Magnoliopsida; Lamiales; Pedaliaceae.
CCACGCACCAGUAGUCUUUUCGUCUCAUUCAUGGGUUUACUUUGAAAGACUUGUUUGAAGAUAGGUUAUUUGUGUAUAUGGAUCUCUGCCCAACACCCACGCAAUGCGGUGUGGGGAACGCGAAAUGAUCAGUGAACCUGUGAUAUAUUAAUACAUUCAUUCCUGAACAAGAAUACCUUGAAAAGCAAAGGAUCAUGAAGAAAGGGUCUCUGGCACCCAACCUCAAGCUCUCUCUCCCUCCUCCUGAUGAAGUUUCUCUCUCUAAAUUCCUGACGGAAUCGGGGACAUUUAAGGAUGGUGAUCUGUUGGUUAACAGAGAUGGCGUUCGUAUUGUCUCUCAGAGUGAAGUCGAAACUCCAUCCUUAGUUCAGCCAUCAGAUAACCAGUUGAGCUUAGCAGAUUUUGAUGCAGUUCGAGUUAUUGGUAAAGGAAAUGGUGGUAUUGUGCGCUUGGUGCAACAUAAAUGGACUGGACAAUUUUUUGCUCUGAAGGUUAUUCAGAUGAACAUCGAAGAGUCUGUUCGCAGGCAUAUUGCUCAAGAACUAAAAAUUAACCAAUCAUCCAAGUGCCCCAACAUUGUAAUUUGCUAUCAGUGUUUCUAUGAUAAUGGCACAAUCUCCAUAAUCUUGGAGUACAUGGAUGGAGGAUCUCUUACAGAUCUUCUGAAGAAAGUUAACAUGAUUCCAGAGCCAUAUCUUGCAGUAAUCUGUAAACAGGUACUCAAAGGCUUGUGGUAUCUUCAUCACGAAAAACAUGUUAUCCACCGGGACCUCAAACCUUCAAAUUUGCUGAUAAAUCACAGAGGUGAAGUCAAGAUCACAGACUUUGGUGUUAGUGCAAUACUGGCUAGCACAUCUGAUGCGGCUCUUAGCUUUGUUGGCACGUAUAAAUACAUGGCUCCAGAGAGGAUUAGCGCAGACAGAUAUGGUUACAGAAGCGACAUAUGGAGCCUUGGUAUUGUUCUGCUUGAAUGUGCAACAGGAGAAUUUCCAUACUUGUCACCACAGCCAGAUGGAUGGAUCAAUGUCUAUGAGCUGAUGGAAACUAUUGUUAAUGAACCAGCACCCCGUGCACCUUCAGAUUUAUACUCUCCUGAAUUCUGUUCAUUUAUUUCUGCAUGCGUGCAGAAAGAUCCCAACGAUAGACUGUCUACAAAUGAACUUAUGGCACAUCCUUUCAUCACUAAAUACGACAAUCUUGACAUUGAGCUUGCCAUGUACUUCACCAGUGCAGGACCUUCACUUGCCACACUUUAAGACAGGUAGUCUGCUGCGUCGCGGCCGGAAUAAUCAAUGAUGGAGAUUGGAGAAGAAAGAUUUAGAGAAAGAGAAGCCAAGAAAAAUAGUAGGAAAAAACGUGUUUUUAUAAUUUCUAGGAGAGAAGUUUAAAAAAAAAAAUCUUAGCAUACUUGUUAGAGUUAUAAAAAGACGCUCCAGUCCCAUUCUUAUAUGAAUUGAAUUUUUUAUUGCAAA